CAUCUGUAAGAUUCGCAUCCACAAUGCGCCUAAAUAUCCUUAUAAUCCUCUUUUCCAUCCUCACGACUCUAGGUGAGUGUUCUAGAGGUGACAGGCUCCCCCGAUUCCAGGAAUGUCUCUCUUCGUGUAUAGCCUCGCUCUGCGAUCCCACCCUGGAAACCCUCCACUCGCACGCCUUUACACCUCUAAACCCGCUCCACAGACUUCUUCUCUGGGAUUGUGAGUCCGACUGCAACUACCAGUGUCGACGGAUAGUCACACAGGAACUCAAACAAGCACACUUGCCAGUGGAGCAGUUCUACGGGAAGUGGCCAUUCAUCCGUGUGCUCGGGACCCAGGAACUUUUCUCGGUGGUGUUCUCCCUCGCCAACCUUUAUGUGAAUUACAAGGCGUUCCAGACGGUUCAGAGCUAUAAAAAGAGCCUAGAAUCCGGGGCUGCGGCCGCAGCCAUGGCGAGUCAGUAUCUAACCUUGAUUCUGACCAGUUGCGCGGGUUGGUUGGCCAGCACGGUGUUCCAUGUCCGUGAUUUUGCCCUCACCGAAACUCUAGACUACUUUCUAGCCACUGGAAUCAUCUUGAACCAGUUAUUAGUGAUUUCUAUCCGUAUUUUCGAACUAUACAAGAAAGAAAACGCCAGGGUUUUAUUCAGAGUCCAAGUUUGUGCUGUGGUCUGGUACUUGUUUCACUGUAUCAAGUUGCUCCACUUUUGGGACUACCAGUACAACACCAACGUCAGCGUGGUGACAGGGCUUGCUACGAAUAUCCUAUGGACGGUCCAUAGCGUUAGAACCUAUAGAAAGGCUAAAAAGGACACCACCUUGAAUUCAGCAUUGAUUCCGUAUGAGAAUAGCGUGCUUGUCAAGUUGGCGGCGAUCGGAGUAAAGGCAUUUCCCGUCAGAUACCUUGGCUUGGUGCCCAUUUUCAUGAACUUGUGGAUAUUUGCCGGGAUGGCGUUUGAGCUCUUUGACUUUCCUCCAUGGUUUGACUUGGUUGACGGUCACGCGAUGUGGCACUUGGUUACCUUCUUUCCGCCGAUUGUGUGGUACGACUGGAAUAUCUGGGACUUGCAGUUAGAGAGAACCGAUGAGCUUGGCCGGUCAAAAUAGAAAAGGGGGACCAGCCCGUGUUAGCCACUGCAGGGGAGUAAUUUCCCCGCAGACGGAUGCAAAAAAAAAAAAGACGUGCUGUUUGCUGCUUUGUACGAAACGGGGUAAUUUCCGAAAUAUAGCUGAAAUGCUAUGCAUUGGAAUAGGUUUCCUUGCUGUAAAUAGAGUACAAACCUGGUAUAUACCCAGAGCCAAGAGUAACGUCAGCUGAACCUAAGGCACAUGCUUAAUCUGAGCAAAGCCUAUUUGAUUCUAGGCCUCGUCAAAUUUUAGCUCAUGCCGAAGGUGAGCUCAUACUUUGUAUAACUAAAGCAGCCAGGCCUGUGAGAGGUUGCAAACUCACAUAAACCUUCCUACCCCGAUGUGCGUCAAGGACUAACUUUAGAUAAACUCUGUUUUGGGAUCUUUCAUAUCGGGAUUUUAGAUCUUGGUUCAGACCAAAAUAUUAUUCCAACAACGGAAAUAAGCUUAAGUAUAUAUGAAUGUGCA
Molecule: messenger RNA, 1595 nt
Organism: Babjeviella inositovora NRRL Y-12698
Lineage: Eukaryota; Fungi; Ascomycota; Pichiomycetes; Serinales
Product: PGAP3/PER1 family protein
Exons: 1
Coding region: 24-1106 (360 amino acids)
Biological process (GO): GPI anchor biosynthetic process
Cellular component (GO): endoplasmic reticulum membrane
Molecular function (GO): hydrolase activity, acting on ester bonds
Source: RefSeq, a predicted model, not a curated record